This is a messenger RNA of Entelurus aequoreus (snake pipefish), 3097 nucleotides long. It is a transcript of the gene wdr24, whose product is annotated as WD repeat domain 24. The transcript has 11 exons. Gene Ontology annotation, molecular function: protein binding. The record is from RefSeq and is a predicted model, not a curated record. NCBI's taxonomy places the organism in Eukaryota, Metazoa, Chordata, Actinopteri, Syngnathiformes, Syngnathidae. Gene Ontology annotation, biological process: positive regulation of TOR signaling. Bases 411 to 2762 code for a protein of 783 amino acids.
GUAGUUUCCGGAUUGGCUGAAACGGAAGUAUCGCGAGACCACGGUGUGCUCUCGUUUCCGGGGAAGCAAACAGUGAGCAAGUUUGCCUAUGUUAGCUUUCCCAUUUAUUUCGGUUUUUUUUUUAACUUACUUCACCUUCAAAGGAAAUAAGUGUCACUAUGAUGUUAGUGUUUGACAGAAUGAAACCGAGCAAGUGUCGCGCUCGUUAGCUUGUUGUUAAAGUUAGCUUUAGCGCGGUUAGCUUGCUCGCGUUAGCAUCACAGUCCCAAGCGAGCUUUAUGGCAGUGAGGCGACUUGUCCUAUUUCUAGCCAACUCCAAACAUGAAGCAGGUUGCUUCUCAUGGGAGGACAUGAAGAGCAUUCCGGUUUGCUGCAGUAGUUGAAAAGGUCAGCAGUUCUACACCCGGACCAUGGAGAAGAUGUCCCGGGUCACCACAGCUCUUGGCAACAGCGCCAUCAGCGGUCGGACCAUGUUCUGCCACUUAGACGCUCCCGCCAACGCCAUCAGCGUGUGCCGUGACGCCUCGCAGGUGGUGGUGGCUGGCCGCAACAUCUUCAAGAUUUACGGCCUGGAGGAGGAGCAGUUGGUGGAGAAGCUGAAUCUCCGCGUGGGCCGCAAGCCGUCUCUCAACUUUAGCUGCGCAGACGUCAUGUGGCACCAAAUGGAGGAGAACCUGCUGGCGACCGCCGCCACCAACGGCGCCGUGGUGACGUGGAACCUGGGGAAACCGUCUCGCAACAAGCAGGAACAGCUGUUCACCGAGCACAAGCGUACCGUCAACAAGGUGUGCUUCCACCCCACGGAGGUGUACAUGCUGCUGAGUGGAUCGCAAGAUGGCUUCAUGAAGUGUUUUGACCUGCGCAAAAAGGAGUCUGUCAGUACUUUCUCAGGUCAGUCAGAGAGCGUGCGAGACGUUCAGUUCAGCAUAAAAGAUUAUUUCACGUUCGCUGCUUCUUUUGAGAACGGAAACGUGCAGCUGUGGGACAUCAGACGGCCGGACCGCUACGAGCGAAUGUUCACCGCCCACACGGGUCCAGUGUUCUGUUGUGACUGGCACCCUGACGACAGGGGCUGGUUGGCCACAGGAGGCAGAGACAAGAUGGUGAAGGUGUGGGACAUGACCACAAACCGUGCCAAAGAGAUCUACUGCGUCCAAACCAUCGCCUCAGUGGCGCGAGUCAAGUGGCGUCCAGAGAGGAAGUUCCACCUGGGCACCUGCUCCAUGAUGGUGGAUCACAACAUCUACGUGUGGGACGUGCGAAGACCGUUCAUCCCCUUCGCCACCUUUGAGGAGCACAAAGAUGUGACCACAGGUAUUGUGUGGCGCCACCAGCACGACCCUCACUUCCUGCUGUCGGGCUCCAAAGACAGCACGCUCUACCAGCACAUGUUUAAAGACGCCACGCGACCCGUGGAUAAGGCCAACCCAGAAGGUCUCUGCUUCGGCCUUUUUGGCGACUUGGCCUUUGCAGCUAAAGAGAGUCUAAUCAACGGCGAUGCCAACAGAAAGCCUUACCCUGGAGGCGACCGCCGCUACCCCAUCUUUUUCUUCAAGAAGCCAGACCUGACAGAGAAGUUUGCCCACGUGUCAAGUGCCCUGGCCGUCUUUGAGAAAGACUUGGACAGUAACCACAUGGACUGGUUUGUGAAGACGGCACAACUCUACCUCCUCAGCGGGAAGCCCUUUGCCGAACUGUGCGAUCAUAACGCCAAAGUGGCUCGCCAGCUCAAAAGACCUCAGGUUUCAACAACGUGGACCAUGCUGAGGAUCAUGUACUCUGACCCAGCAAACAUCACUACUCCUGGGCUCAACCAAAACCUCAGUAAACUGGGCACCUUACCUCUAAUGAACAGUUUCAGCAUGAAGGAGAUGAGCAACGAGGGCAGACUGGAGCGCAGCAAAGGCGACGGCAGACAGGACAACGUCCACUUGGAGCCUGAAAACAUCAGCAACAAUAACGAAGAAAAUGAGGAGACGGAGGGUAGCGAGGGCCAGGCUGAAUACAUGUUUGGAGAUGCUGAGCUCGAUGAUGAUGACCUGUACUCCAUGGAACAUGACAACCAGACAGAGGAGCAGGAGUGCACGCUCCCCCAGGAGGCUUUCCAGCUCCGCCACGACAUCCUGGACAACCCGUCCGCUCCCGAGCACCUCCAGCAGGACAAGGCUGACUCGCCGCACGUCAGCGGCAAUGAGGCUGAGGUCAUGUGCCUGACGCCUAUCGAGUCCUUCCCCCUCAUCUCCAUCUCCCAGCCGCUGUUCACCCCCCAUCUUUCCGCCAGCUUCUUUUGCCCCAUCGUGCGUGAGAUGCUCGGUUACUACGCAGAGCGAGGCGACGUGCAGAUGGCCGUGUCUGUGCUCAUCGUCCUGGGAGAGCGGAUACGUAAAGAGAUCGAUGACCUCACGCAGGAGCACUGGUACAUGUCCUACAUCGACCUACUGCAGCGUUUUAAGCUGUGGAACGUGUCCAACGAGGUGAUCAAGUUGAGUACAUGCAGCGCCAUCACUUGUCUGAAUCAGACGUCCACCACCCUGCACAUCAACUGCAGCAACUGCAAACGGCCCAUGAACAAUAGAGGCUGGAUUUGUGACAGGUGCCACCAGUGUGCCAGUGUGUGCGCCGUGUGCCACCAUGUGGUGAAAGGACUGUUUGUGUGGUGUCAGGGCUGCAGCCACGGUGGUCACCUCGAGCACAUCAUUAACUGGCUCAAGAGCAGUGCCCACUGCCCUGCAGGCUGCGGGCACCUGUGUGAGUACACCUGAGUUCAGUACUGACAGACACUCACACUUACCAGCUUCACUCACACACACUCAAGUGUUCCUCUCUUAGGCUGCCUUUCUAAUAACCGGAAUGACUGAAGGUACAAUUCAAAAAGCAAUCAUGUUUGUAUUUAAAUCUAUGGAUUUGUAUAUAAACAUAUUAUUUUUUCACAUGCUUUGAACAUUUUGCAUAGUUUUUAAUCCUGUCGGCAUCGGAAAGACAGGCCACUGUAGAUAAUAAUUUAGAUUGACAUGACUAACCUAAAGCAAUUCAUUUUGAAUGGAAGAUUGCUGUAAAGGUAUUAGUCAACUUUAAUAAGACGUUUUUUUUUCCAACA